This is a messenger RNA of Prosopis cineraria, 1203 nucleotides long. RefSeq names its product choline-phosphate cytidylyltransferase 2-like. Lineage: Eukaryota; Viridiplantae; Streptophyta; Magnoliopsida; Fabales; Fabaceae. The record is from RefSeq and is a predicted model, not a curated record. Bases 132 to 1004 code for a protein of 290 amino acids. Gene Ontology annotation, biological process: CDP-choline pathway. Gene Ontology annotation, molecular function: choline-phosphate cytidylyltransferase activity; phosphatidylcholine binding. The transcript has 8 exons.
GCCAAAACGGACAUAAAGGUCUCGUGAAACAAAAUCCAGUAGCGGCAAUUCUUACGGUUGGAGUUGGAGUUGGAGUUUGGCGCUUCAAAACUAACGAUCGCUUGGCUCAAUCCUUCCCAGAGAUUAGAGCGAUGGAGGAUCGCAAGGAAUCUAAAGCUUCGGAAUUUGGUGGCGCCGAGAGACCAGUUCGUGUGUACGCCGAUGGAAUUUACGAUCUUUUUCACUUCGGUCAUGCUCGUUCCCUCGAGCAAGCCAAGAAACUGUUUCCAAGCACUUAUCUCCUUGUUGGAUGCUGCAAUGAUGAGGUCACUAACAAAUAUAAAGGCAGAACCGUUAUGACUGAGAGAGAACGCUACGAGUCUCUUCGACACUGCAGGUGGGUUGACGAAGUUAUUCCAGAUGCGCCUUGGGUAAUGACAAAGGAAUUCCUUGACAAGCAUCAAAUUGACUAUGUGGCACAUGAUUCUCUUCCUUAUGCUGAUGCAAGCGGAGCUGGAGAGGAUGUCUAUGAAUAUGUUAAGUCAGUUGGAAAAUUUAAGGAAACAAAGCGGACUGACGGGAUUUCUACUUCAGAUAUUAUCAUGAGAAUUAUCAAAGGUUAUAACCAGUACAUUAUUCGUAAUCUGGACCGUGGUUAUUCAAGAAGAGAGCUAGGUGUCAGCUAUGUGAAGGAGAAGAGGCUAAGAAUGAACAUGGGACUUAAAAGGUUGCGCGAGAAAGUGAAGAAGCACCAAGAAAAAGUGGGAGAGAAGAUACAAACUGUAGCAAAAACUGCUGGAAUGCACCGUGAUGAAUGGAUUGAAAAUGCUGAUCGAUUGGUUGCCGGAUUUCUUGAGAUGUUUGAAGAGAGUUGCCACAAAAUGGGAACUGCAAUCAGAGACCGAAUUCAAGAACGCUUAAGGAGCCAACAUCAAAAUUAUCUUUUAUAUGAAGAUGAAGAUGAUGAUGAUGAAGAAGAAGAAGAAUUGUAUGACGAGGAUGAAUCUGAAGCAUACUACAGUUAGGAAAGUGACAAACAACCUUAAGUGUGUAUCAACGAAAACCAGAUAGUUGCCAGCUAAGUCUUACAAGUUAGAUGUCUGAACUGUCAGGUCCAGUCGCAUAUAAUUUGCUGUAACUAUUUUUUACUCUGAAUUCUAGACAAUCAAAAUUUGCUAUAUAGUAUUUUUUUAAGCUAAUCAAAUUAUUCAAGUUUCAAAAUUA